Sciurus carolinensis (gray squirrel) is the source of this 3115-nucleotide messenger RNA. It is a transcript of the gene Pdgfb, whose product is annotated as platelet derived growth factor subunit B. The transcript has 7 exons. Lineage: Eukaryota; Metazoa; Chordata; Mammalia; Rodentia; Sciuridae. The record is from RefSeq and is a predicted model, not a curated record. Gene Ontology annotation, molecular function: growth factor activity; platelet-derived growth factor receptor binding. The coding region runs from base 1001 to 1726 and encodes 241 amino acids. Gene Ontology annotation, cellular component: membrane. Gene Ontology annotation, biological process: positive regulation of cell migration; positive regulation of ERK1 and ERK2 cascade; positive regulation of protein autophosphorylation.
UGGCAGCUUCUCCUCCUGCAGCCAGAGCGGCCCGCCUGCCUCCCCACCGCCUCGGCCACCCCCGCUGCCUCCCCAGGGUUCCCCUCCGGCCGCCAGCGCCCAUCUUUCAUUCCUGGGAGAUAUUUUGCGCACACACACAUACACACACGCGCAAAAAGGAAAAAAAAAAAAAAAAAAAAUCCCACCCUCCAGCCUCGUUGCAAAGAGAAAGCCGGAGCAGCCGCAGCUCGCAGCCCGCAGAGGACGCCCAGAGCUGCAAGCCGGCGGGCCGACCGACCCACCGACUCGCGCGGAGUCCACCUGUCGGCCCGGCCAGGCAGAGCGCGCAGCUGGAACGCCGCGCGCGCGGAGCAGCCGUGCCCGCCGCCCGGGCCCCGCGCCAGGGCGCACACGCUCCCGCACCCCCACCCGGCCCGGGCGGGAGUUUGCACCUCUCCCUGCCCGGGUGCUCAAGCCGCCGCCGCAGAGCCAACUUUGGAAAAAGUUUUUUUGGGAGACUCGGGCUUCGAGGUGCCCAGCCAGGCGCUUUCUGAUUUGGAGGACCUUUCCAGAAAAUGUUGCAAAAAAACUAAGCCAGCGGGCAGAGGAGAACGCCUUUAGCAGGCGGGUGAAGACGAGCCACCGACUGCCGCGUUCCUUUUCCUCUCGGAGGUUGGAGUCCCCUGCGCGCCCCCACACGGCUAGACGCCUCGGCUGGUUCGCGACGCAGCCCCCCGGCCGUGGAUGCUCGCGCGGGCUCGGGAUCCGCCCAGGUAGCGGCCUCGGACCCUGGUCCCGUGCCCAGGUCCUCCCCAGCCCCCCAGCGACGGAGCCGGGGCCGGGGGCGGCGGCGCCCGGGGGCCAUGCGGGUGAGCCACGGCGGCGGCUGCAGCGGCCUGAGCUCCUGAUCGCGGCGGACCCGAGCCGAACCCACCCUCCUGCCCAGCCCCCGCCCUGGCCGCGGGGGCGGCGCGCUCCGUCUACGCGUCCGGGGCCCCGCGGGGCCGGGCCGGGAGUCGGCAUGAAUCGCUGCUGGGCGCUCUUCCUGUCUCUCUGCUGCUACCUGCGUCUGGUCAGCGCCGAGGGGGACCCAAUUCCCGAAGAACUCUACGAGAUGCUGAGCGACCGCUCCAUCCGCUCCUUCGAGGACCUCCAGCGCCUGCUGCACAGUGGCUCUGCGGAUGACGACGGGGCCGAGCUGGACCUCAACGUGACCCGGACUCACCCCGGAGGCGAGCCAGAAAGCCCUUCUCGUGGGAGGAGGAGCCUGGGGCCCCUGGCUGCGGCGGAGCCGGCCGUGAUCGCCGAGUGCAAAACGCGCACGGAGGUGUUCGAGAUCUCGCGGCGCCUGCUUGACCGCACCAACGCCAACUUCCUGGUGUGGCCGCCCUGCGUGGAGGUGCAGCGCUGCUCCGGCUGCUGCAACAGCCGCAACGUGCGCUGCCGCCCGGCACAGGUGCAGCUGCGGCCCGUGCAGGUGAGGAAGAUCGAGAUCGUGCGGAAGAAGCCGACCUUUAAGAAGGCCACGGUGACCUUGGAGGACCACCUGACCUGCAAGUGUGAGACAGUGGGGUCUGCGCGGCCUGUCACCCGGAGCCCGGCAGGUUCCCAGGAGCAGCGAGCCCGGACGCCCCAAACUCCGGUGACCAUUCGGACGGUGCGAGUCCGCAGACCCCCCAAGGGGAAGCACCGGAAGUUCAAGCACACGCAUGACAAGACGGCGCUGAAGGAGACCCUGGGGGCCUAGGGCCGCGGAGGCGCGUGGGCAGGGUUAUUUAAUAGGGUAUUUGCUGUAUCGCCCCCAUGGGGUCCUUGGAGUGAUAACGUCGUCCCCUCGUCCGUCUGUCUCGAUGCCUGAUUCGGACGGCCAAUGGUGCUUCCCCCGCCCUCCGCGCCCGGCCUCCCUCCUCCAGCGGCUCCCCAGCGGCCUCCAGCGCCCUGCCCACCGCUCGAGAAGGAAACCGGGACCGAGCUCACUGCUUCUUCCUCCCUCGGCCCACGGACCUGGGACAGGAGUGCGAGAGACGAAGGGGACGGGGCUCCCGCCCCCACCCCAGGGCUGUGCACUGGCCCCGGAAGCCCUGCCCGAGGCCCUCAGGACCUGGUCCCUGGACCCCUGGCCAGCUCCGGGGGACACCUCUAGGUGGCCAAGACCACGUGGGGGGCACAGACUGGAGAAACUGCCGCCAUCUCCCCUCUGGCCGACUCCGCUCACAGUGGCUUCUUUUCACUUAUACAUAUGAAAUCUUCAGAGGUGUGGACUCCUGGGCAGGUGGCCGAGUGUCCUCUGGCAGGUUAGAGAUGAGGUUCUCUCUCCAGGUGAGCAUAGACAGCCACCUGAGCACCCCCGCCUCUUCCCAUCUCUCCCCCUCUAUGCCACCCCGAUUCACUACCUUUUCUGUUUCAUCUCGCUACCUCUACCCUGGGUCUUCCUCUUGUCCUGGCCCUUUAGUCUGUUCUACCAAGGGGUUCUUGGACCCCAAAUGGUUCUGGGGCCCCAAAUGACCCCAAUCACUCUUCCCAAUGGCAGAAGGCCAGAGACCAGGGCAGCAGGAGACAUGCCCAUCAUAUUCCAACCCAGCCAAGACUGCCAUAUAAGGUUGUUCAGGGUGUGCACUGCACAAGGGCACUGCAUGCAAGGGAGCGUUCUUCACACCCUAGAUACGGCCGAUUGUCUAUUUAUUAACACAGUUUCUGGAAGAUGCAGGUCAAGUGUCCUAGGAAAGGAAUCCUGUUCCUAAUUCACACACAGCCUCUGUGUGGACUGGCGGUGAUCUGACCCCAGCUGUGGCUUGGAGUGGUUAGACAGGAGUGAACCGGUGGUGGGGUGAGAGAGACCAGGGCCCCACCUCCCUCUCCAGGCCUUUGGGAAGCACCCAGGGGAAGUUCACCUGUCCCGACCCCUGCCUUUGAGAUGCACCUGGUGGGCCCGGGCCCUGGGGUGGGUCUGAGCUCCGCUCCCUGCUGCCUCCCACCGCGCCACCGCCCACAGCCUGCUUCCUUCAGUUUGUAAAGUCGGUGAUUAUAUUUUUGGGGGCUUUCCUUUUAUUUUUUAAAUGUAAAAUUUAUUUAUAUUCCGUAUUUAAAGUUGUAAAAAAAAAAUAACCACAGAACAAAAACCAAACGAAUCCUCUGG